Messenger RNA from Bipolaris oryzae ATCC 44560, 1419 nucleotides. RefSeq lists its product as uncharacterized. Gene Ontology annotation, cellular component: mitochondrion. The coding region runs from base 1 to 1419 and encodes 472 amino acids. The transcript is spliced from 2 exons. Lineage: Eukaryota; Fungi; Ascomycota; Dothideomycetes; Pleosporales; Pleosporaceae. The record is from RefSeq and is a predicted model, not a curated record.
AUGUGUGAUGGAUUUCAGUUGGUCGGACGCAUCCCUUAUCUCUUUACCGAGCCAAGACCUCUGCUUGUUGCCAGUGAAGUCGCAACGAUGCACUUUCUUCGUUUACAUGGUAUCCCUGUUCCCAGGAUCUACGGGUACUCAGCUACAUCAGAUAACGGUGCUGGGACUGAAUACAUGUUUAUGGAGCUUGUCCAUGGGAAGAACCUUGGCGACAUCUGGUUUGACCUGUCGAUAGAGGCUAGAAUCACUGUCGUCACUAACCUAGUUGAGUUAGAGUCUCGAUUGUUCUCUCUUACCUUUCCAGCAAGUGGCAGUCUGUAUCACACCAAAGAUAUGGGGCCUGGACUCAAGAAGGUCGAGGUGCCAAUUGCGGAUUCUGCAUAUGAUGGUCACUUUUGCAUUGGUUCUGAUACAAGACUUAACAUGUGGCGUGGAAAAAGGCUCAACAUCCAGACUGACCGUGGACCAUAUUCCAUAGCCGCUCUUGAAGCUGGAGCCAAAAAGGAAAUUGCAUAUUUAACAAAAUUCGGCCGACCGCUCCACCCGUUUCAGCGUCUACACCGGGAAGUCCAUGGUUACCAAUUACAAUCCCCUUCUGAACACUUGAGCAACUUGGAAAAAUACUUGCGAACUGUGCCACACCUCAUACCCGACGGCAACAGUACCCUUGUCCACCCGACAAUGAGACAUCCUGAUCUUCAACUAAAUAACAUCUUUGUGUCCGAUGAUUUCAGCAUCACAAGUGUGAUUGACUGGCAGCACUGCACAAUCCUCCCACUUUUCCUGCAAUGCGGUAUCCCCAAUAGUAUCCAAAACUACGGCGACAGCAUCUCCGAAUCACUUACAUUCCCUGAUCUACCACCGAAUUUCGACGAGUUAAGCGAGUAUGCACAGUCUCAGGAGACAGAGCUCUUACGUCGGCGCCAACUUCACUACUUCUAUGUCGCAGCGACUGCCUCCUUGAACCCAACGCAUUACGAUGCCUUAACAGAAAACUUUGGCACAUUGAGGCGUAAACUCUUUGAACAUGCGGGUGACCCAUGGGAAGGCGAUAUCGUUACUCUCAAAAAUGACUUGGUCUACUUGACAAAAAAGUGGGACAAAGUAGUGGCCUCUAAGUCCAAUACAGGCGACGAGACUAGUCAUCUCUGUCCUAUCGCCUUCUCAGAAGACGAAGUGGCCGAAUGCUUGCGUCUGAAUGAUGCGCAAUUGGAGGCAGACAAAUCACUUCGGAAUUAUAGAGAUUUUAUCGGUAUUGGGAUUGAAGGAUGGGUGCCUGUUGAGCAGUAUGACGAGAUAAAGCAGCGGGAACAAGAGUUUAAGGCUGAUGUACUCGAAGCUGCAGAUGCUGAAGGAGAGGGAGAGAAGAUUCGCGAGCAUUGGAUAUUUGAUGAUUUUGAUGAGGAGGAGUAUUCGUAG